AUGGUGUACCGUGGCAAACCCUCCAAAGCUUGCCUGCGGUGUAGAAAGAGGAAGCUCCGUUGUGACCUCCAAAGAGACUCCUGUGGUCAAUGCAUCAGAGCGACCCAUAUUUGCUCCGGCUAUCGUGAUACCGAGCAGCUGAGAGUCCGCGACGAAACCCAGGCGACCAGGCAGAAAGCGUUGAGCUGUAGUUCAAAACCCAUCCCGCGCACUUUGGCUACCACUAUCCAAGAUAGGGCGAGGAACGCAUUCUUUUUUCAUUAUGUAUCCGGCUUCUCAAAAACCUAUGAUGUCCUAGAACCUCUCUACGAACAUUCUCCAUCGGACAGACCCCUGAUUGCGAGUGUUGAUGCCGUCAGCUUAGCGUUCUUCUCUUUCCAAUUCGAUUGCGAACAGGCUUCGCAUAUUUCUCGAGAAAAGUACCUAUCUGCUCUGCCGCUGCUAAACAAAGCACUCCGUAGCCCUGAAUCUGCGACGAGUGACUCAACACUCUCAGCAGUGCUCCUCCUCGACCUUUUUGAAAAAAUCACGAACAACAAUCCUCGAUCGAUCGGUUCCUGGAUGAGUCAUAUCAACGGUGCUCUUGCCCUGGUCGAGAUGCGUGAGAGCCCGCUGCUCCAAGACUAUACGGGUCACCGGCUGUCAGCACGCCUGAGCACCAAUCUUCUCAUCAGCUGCGUCUCGGCAAAUUCUCCAGUGCCGCCUGCGUUGAUCAAACUUCGCUCUGAUCUUGAGCCCUUCUUAAAUAAGGAUGAUCCGAAAUGGCGGCUCUCCGGCCUGGUGGUCAAAUAUGCUAAUCUAAAAGGGGCCAUUCAAGAUGGGUGCCUUCUCAGCUUCGAUAUCAUCGCUCGCGCGACCGAGCUUGACCAUGAAUUUGUGUCACUUGGAAAGCAUAUGGCUUCAACAUGGCUCUACAAUACGACAUAUCUAGAAGAAAUAUCGGAACGAGUGUUCGAGAAACGCUACGAUGCGUAUCCAGAUCACCUCGUUACUCAGGGGUGGAACGUUCUCCGGGUCAUGAGGAUCCUAUUGAAUGACAUAAUACGCACACACCGCGUCUCCCCAGACACAGGGCCUUUUAACAACGGCUCUUCUCCCCGCAACUCAGCCAUCGCGACUGGCUACAUCAACGGCAUAGCGAAAGAUAUCUGUGCCACUGCGCCUCAAUUCACAGAACACGAAAGCCCCACACCGAGGAGCAAGACCUACUCCACGACCCAGAGAUUACGAUGCUACACUCUGCUCUUCCCACUCUACGUCGCUGGAUUACAUGCUAGCUCCACAACCCAAAUCAAGGCAUGGAUCAUCCAGCAACUGCGGUUCAUGUCCGACGAGAUGGGCAUUCGGAACGCGAGCGUCGUCGCACAGAUUUUGGGACAGAAUGGCGGAACUUGUCCCUGGGAUGUGUAUGCCGUGCUUGGAAGUUAUGCGUUUGCUGCUUAG
This is a messenger RNA of Letharia columbiana, 1443 nucleotides long. RefSeq lists its product as uncharacterized. Gene Ontology annotation, molecular function: DNA-binding transcription factor activity, RNA polymerase II-specific; zinc ion binding. Gene Ontology annotation, biological process: regulation of DNA-templated transcription. The transcript is spliced from 2 exons. Lineage: Eukaryota; Fungi; Ascomycota; Lecanoromycetes; Lecanorales; Parmeliaceae. Bases 1 to 1443 code for a protein of 480 amino acids. The record is from RefSeq and is a predicted model, not a curated record.